Ficedula albicollis (Collared flycatcher) is the source of this 2836-nucleotide messenger RNA. It is a transcript of the gene ZFYVE27, whose product is annotated as zinc finger FYVE-type containing 27. Gene Ontology annotation, molecular function: metal ion binding. Gene Ontology annotation, cellular component: endoplasmic reticulum tubular network; growth cone membrane. The transcript has 12 exons. Lineage: Eukaryota; Metazoa; Chordata; Aves; Passeriformes; Muscicapidae. The annotation marks the transcript as partial. The record is from RefSeq and is a predicted model, not a curated record. Gene Ontology annotation, biological process: protein localization to plasma membrane; endoplasmic reticulum tubular network formation; positive regulation of axon extension.
GGGCUGGAGCUCUACCUGGAGCCGCUGCGGGACGCCGCCGACGGUGUCCGCUCCCUCCUCCGGUGGCAGCGGCCUGUGUGCUCCCUGCUGGUCUGCCUCGGCCUCAACUUGCUGCUGCUCACCCUCGGCCAAGCCGCCUGGUUCUCGGCGCUGGCGCUGCUGGUCGCGGUGCCGGCGCUGCUGGGUUACCUGCAGGAGACGUGCCGGGCGCGGCCCUCGGAGCCCGAGCUGGUGCGCAGGAGGUUCCACAGCGUCCGCAGGGAGGAUCUGCGCAAGGUGCAGCUCUCGCGGCAGGAGGCCAUCGCCCAGGUCAAGAGCUUCCUGAUCCAGCUGGAGGGGUUUCUGAACGGGAUGUGCUGCAGCUGUGAGGCAGUGUACCGUGUGCUGUACUGGGAGAACCCCACUGUCUCUUCCCAGUUUUAUGGGGCCCUACUGGGCACUAUCUGUGUCCUCUACCUGCUGCCCCUCUGCUGGGUCCUGGCCAUCCUCAACAGCACCCUCUUUCUGGGCAACACCCAGUUCUACCAAGUAAUAAUAGAGCUCAAGGCCUCCAUUGAGCAGUGUGUGGGCUCCAAACCCCUCGAGAGGACUCCAGAGCCUGCUGAACCCCUGCCACCAGCUGCUGCCCCAGAUCGGACCCCCACCCCCACCAGUGCAGAGGACCUUACCCCUGGCAGUGUGGAGGAAGCAGAGGAAGCAGAACCUGAUGAAGAGUUCAAAGAUGCUAUUGAGGAGAACCAGCUGCUGGUCAUGGAGGAUGACGAGAGCUCUCAGUGCUCGGCAGAUUUUGACCUCAGCCUCCCAGACAAUGGUUUUAUGAGCAAAAAUGAGGUGAUCCGCAGCAAGGUGUCACGGCUGACCGAGCGCCUGCGCAAGCGCUACCCCAGCAACAACUUUGGGAACUGCACGGGCUGUGCUGCCACCUUCUCUGUGCUCAAGAAGAGGCGGAGCUGCAGUAACUGUGGGAACAGCUUCUGCUCCAGGUGUUGUUCCUUCAAAGUCCCCAAGGCCGUGAUGGGAGCCACGGCCCCGGAGGCUCAGAAGGAGACAGUGUUUGUGUGUGCUCUCUGCAACCAGGUGCUCAUCAAGUGAUGAAACAGGCCCAGCCAGCUCCUGUGUCCUGCACUGCCUGAGACCUGGGACAGCAGGCAGGCACCCCUGCCACUGGGAGCCUGGACUGUUUGGAUCCCAGCAUGGCAUUCCCCUGCCAGAGGAUGCUUGCACUUGUGCUCCUCCUGCCAGCGCCAGGCUGGAUGGACCAGCCCUCCUUGCCAUGCACCAGCUGGGUCCCCGUGGUGGAGCACUGCCCAUGGCUGUGCCCGAUCCCUGCAGCUGCUCCAAGCCCUGGGUGCUCUCUGGCACUUGCUGUGCCCUGCCACGUGCUUGUCCAGGCCCUUUGGCCUGGCUUAGUGAUGGAAGAGCCAUCCUUCCUACUCGUGGUCCAGCCUUCACCUCCUGGAUGGGGCAGAACAACCUCAGGGCUCUGUCCCUAUCUUUCCCAGCACUGUGCUAUAAGUGACUGUAUUUUUGGGAUCAAGUCAGAGCUCCUCCUGCAUCCUUGGGGUUUAGACUAGCUAGAUUUUUCAUCCUAGCUCAGCGGAGACUCUGCUAGUCACUCCUGUGCUCCUCAGCCUCACCCCCUGCAGGUUUAGUCUUUUACCCCUGGAUUUGGCUGUAGCCCAGAAGAGAAAAGAGAAUGAGUUUGGGUUGGGCUGUGUGGUUGCCAGCGUGAGAAAAGGCAGGAGUUGGUGCUGCUCUGUGCACUUAGUGACUGCUGCUUUCUACUACAGAUUAAUAUAUAAUUACAUAUAGAGAAUGACCAAUAAAUCUCUUGUCCUCAGCUGGCUCUUGUGUCAUCCCAGUGAAAGCUGUCCCAGUCCCAGAUCACUCUGACACCUCCGUGGCCUUGGCUGUCCUGCAGGUUCUCCAGGAGAAACAGUGUUCCUGUGCCACCAGCUCCCCAUGCUUUACUGGAAUUCUCAUCUUCUGUACUGCUGUAGCCUUGUUUGCCCCCUGCUCAGAGCUGUGUGCAGCUGCCUGUCAGCUGUGCCAGGGCUGGAUCCUGCUGGGCUGGAGCCAGGGGGCACCUCAGCUCUGACAGGAGCUACUGAGCUUCCUCUGCCUCCCCGGGCUGCUCUUCCCCUGCCCUCCCGGGCGGUGGUCCCACCAGCUGCCUGUGUGCACAAGGAUGACCUUUCCUUGUGUGAACAGCAAAGCUCCCAGCUAUCCCAGGAAUGUGACCCUGGCUGCUGUGCAGCUGGGAGCAGCCGUGGCCUGGGUCCCUGCCAGCCAGCUGCAGCUUCCCCCAAGCCAGGGAAUCUGGGGGGCCAGUGCCCAGCAGGCUGUGACACCCACCAGUCUGAGAGUUGCUGGAGCCCAGACCUUGCUGCAGGCUCUGCAUCCCACCAGUGUGGGAGCUCCUGUGGGGCAGGCAGCCUAAACACUUCUUCACAUGGAAACUUGGAGAAAAGCUGGACUUGGCACUUGAUGAUGAGGGUGUCUGGCUUGUGCUGGGUGUGCAGGGGACUGGUGUGCAGAGGGCUGAGGAGUUAGUGGGGGCUGUAACGUUGGGGAGGGGGCUGUGUAGCACCCCAAGUGCUGUGGGUGUGUUAUGAGUGCCUGCAAUGGGAUUAUUACUGGCCUGGGAGGGGUCAGCUUGCUCAGACAGCUGACAGUGGGAGGCAGUGGAGCUGCUUGUAUUUCUAGAGAAAAUACUUGGAGCAAUGAGCCCUAUGGCCAUGUAUGUCUGAACACUCUCUGGGAAGAUGCUAAUGACACAGAAUACAGAGGGCUACAGAUAAACUUAGGCUGUGGGAGAUGGGGUUUUAUUUAUGCU